This is a messenger RNA of Neogale vison (American mink), 3249 nucleotides long. RefSeq names its product signal sequence receptor subunit 1 (gene SSR1). The record is from RefSeq and is a predicted model, not a curated record. Lineage: Eukaryota; Metazoa; Chordata; Mammalia; Carnivora; Mustelidae. The transcript has 9 exons. Bases 70 to 945 code for a protein of 291 amino acids. Gene Ontology annotation, cellular component: endoplasmic reticulum membrane; endoplasmic reticulum.
UAACGCCAUUACCGCCAGAGCCGCGGAGAGCACUGGCGGGCGGUGACUGGACACCGGACCGGCCGCGCCAUGAGACUCCUCUCCCGCCUGCUUCUGCUGCUCUUGCUCGUAUUCCCCGCAACGGUCCUGCUCCGCAGCGGCCCUGGAGGCUCAUUAGCUGCAGCUCAGGAUCUCACAGAAGAUGAAGAAACGGUAGAAGAUUCAAUAAUUGAAGAUGAGGAUGAUGAAGCCGAGGUGGAAGAAGAUGAACCCACAGAUUUGGCUGAAGAUAAAGAGGAAGAAGAUGUAUCUGGUGAACCUGAAGCUUCACCAAGUGCAGAUACAACUAUCCUGUUUGUGAAAGGAGAAGAUUUUCCAGCAAAUAACAUUGUGAAGUUCCUAGUAGGCUUUACAAACAAGGGUACAGAAGAUUUUAUUGUUGAAUCCUUAGAUGCCUCAUUCCGUUAUCCUCAAGACUACCAGUUUUAUAUCCAGAAUUUCACAGCUCUUCCUCUGAACACUGUAGUGCCACCCCAGAGACAGGCAACGUUUGAAUAUUCCUUCAUUCCUGCAGAGCCCAUGGGUGGACGACCCUUUGGUCUGGUCAUCAAUCUGAACUACAAAGAUUUGAAUGGCAAUGUAUUCCAAGAUGCUGUCUUCAAUCAAACAGUUACAAUUAUUGAAAGAGAGGAUGGGUUAGAUGGAGAAACAAUCUUUAUGUAUAUGUUCCUUGCUGGUCUUGGGCUCUUGGUUGUUGUUGGCCUUCAUCAACUCCUGGAAUCUAGAAAGCGCAAGAGACCCAUACAGAAGGUAGAGAUGGGUACAUCAAGUCAGAAUGAUGUUGACAUGAGUUGGAUUCCUCAGGAAACUUUGAAUCAGAUCAUGCAGAGUAGAAGAGAUAAAGCUUCACCAAGAAGGUUGCCCAGGAAACGGGCACAGAAGAGAUCAGUGGGAUCUGAUGAGUAAAUGUUCCUUUGUGCAACAAUUCAGUCUUUACUUAACCUGCCCUAAUGUUUUUCGGCCUGAUGGGAAUUAGUGCAGAGAAGCCAUAUCACCAUAGAAGGCAACUACUACUUAUGUGUGGACUGAGCAAUCAGAGUCUGUGGCGAUAAUAUUACUGAAAAUGCACUGCAUUCAUUUUUCUAAAGUAACAAAUUUGGUUUUUUUUAAGCCAUUAAAAUCUAUGUGUGUGCGUGUGUAUGUAUGUGAGCAGUUGGUGUUACCAGAAUCAUUGUUGAACUACCUGAAGCCUGCCUUUAGAAUACUAAAUACAAUGCUGUUGUGUCUCUUUUUGACAUUUUCUGGUACUUCCCCCCCCUCCCCGCCAAAACUCAGUGAAUAUUUGUCCAAUACGAUUGUAAAUGUCCUGCCUUAGAUUGUUUUAAAGAAAAUAGUUUGUUUCUCUUUUAGAAUUGCUCAAAUCCAGUUGAUGGAGCAAAUUAGUAUUCUUGUUGUUGCUGUUUUACAACUAGUAUUCUAAAGGCACAAACAGGAGUAGCUGCUUUUUAGCAAUAGAAUUGUUUUGGUAUUUUGCUGCUGUUUACCAUAAUGCGCACCUUCAGAAAACUUCCCAAAUGAGUCCAAGGAAUUUGGGGAUUUCUAGCAACAAAAUUGUGAAGCAUGAGAAUUCUGCUGAUUUUGAUAUAUAAAAUCCACCCCUUUUUCUUUUUUUACUUUUUUUUUUUUUUUUUUAAAGAAAAUGGUACAUUUGUGGGACCUGAGUUGUGUUAUUCAUUGUUUUCUUUCUGACCCACUUAGGUUUUUUUGUUUUUUUAAGAGAUCAUAUUUUUCCCUUAAUAGGAGUAUCUUGCUUGAAAAAAAAAAUUGCCUUGGUCUAUAGACUAAGCAAAAGUCAGUUUAUAGGGGCAGAGAUAUAUUACAAGUAAUACUAAUCUGUAAAAAAAAAAAAAAAAAGAAUUGGAUAUUUUUUUAAGUAGUUAACCAGUUGGUUUUUUCUAAUAUUUUUGGGUAAUUUGUUCAGAAAACCUUUUUUAAGUAAAUCUGAAGAAUUCCAAAAUUUUAAGCACUUAAGAUCUCAGUACCAAAAUUAGAUUGGACUUUGUAAAAUCCUAUUAGAGUCACUCUUGUCCCAGGUAGUAAAUGAAGUUUGGCAUUAUUGUCAGACUGGAUAAAGAGUAAAGUAAAAUAGUGUGAACAGAUAAGAGGCUUUUCCCCUCUGUCUUUAAGCCAUAUUCUCCCACAUAUAUUUUGUAAAGAAAUGGUAAAUGAAAUUCUAGUGGCUGUUUAAUUCCUGAUCUGUCUUUAAUACAAUGGAUUUACCCCUCCUGCCCUGUUCUUUAUAAUCCCCGGCCAUUCCCACACGAAACAACAGCAAAACAAGACACACAAACAAAAAAAUCUUACCAAGUUCUUUAAGUAUUUAAACAUCUGAGCCAAAGCCUAUGACAAUAGAAUAGAAGUUAUUGUUGUAUAGUUGUUAAUCACUUCGCAAGUAGGGGCUAAGGUGUCAAAUUCUCUAUAUUGGCAUUGCUGAACUAUAAACUUUCUAUAUCUGUAAUAUAAAGUGUUUUGAGUUUUUAAUUGGGCUGUAUGAUCAGUAGCUUAUUUUGAAAAAGCUCUAUGAGCUGUAAAAACUGCAUGUUUUUUUGUUUAAUGUAAUAUAGGAGACCCUCCACCUUCUCAAGGAAUAUAUUUCAAAACAUUGUUUUGUGAAUUCCUAAGUUUUUGAAACUCCUAGAACCAUAAUGCAGUUAGGUGUAAUUACAAAAUUUAAAUGGUUUCUAGACAGUUUCAUUGACUACUUGGUGGUACUUAGGCAGUGGCAAAGCCACUGAGUUACAGCUGCCAGCCCUUCUGAUUCCUAAGUAAUUUGCCUUACAUGCUAGCCUUUCCACUGCUGAGGUUCAGAUUAGUACCUCAGAAGUUAUUUGUCAUGUUGUUUAGUUUUUUAGCGCUGAUUGGGAACAGUUGAAAACUCUUAAAUCCUCAGCUGCCAGGGUCUUCUAUAGUAUCAGUAUGUGUUUAGCAGAAAACUAACUCCAUAAUGAAUGGAAUUCAAUUCCACACAUGGUUUGUUCAAGCACACUUAAUAAGUAGCCUAUUUUUUAAAUGUCUUUUUUAAAUGUAAAUAUUUGGAUGAAGUUUUUAAAGUUUGUUUUGAUAUAUUCAUUUGCUACACCAACCAUGGUUUCAGAACUUACCUUUUGAGCAAAUUGGUUUCAGAAUCUGUAAAAUGAACCAAGAAUCUUGUGUACCAAACCUGUCACGCAGACAUGUGAGAAUAAUGUGUUCAUAAAGCAUGGAUCUUGC